GACACUGCUAUAGUGAACACUAGAUGGUAACAACUUCCUUUUCUAGGCUUAUACCACAUAAUGAACCUUCAUUAUAGUAUUUUAUACUAUUUUACUGUUGUAGUUAUUUAACGAGCAAUUUAAAUAUAUUAUAAAUAGUAAUAAUAGGACACCGCUCUUAAACCGCAGGCGCGUGAGAUGAAAUGACAACGUCAACACUACAGAAAGCGAUUGAGCUGGUGACUAAAGCCACAGAGGAGGACAAGGCCAAGAACUAUGAGGAGGCGCUGAGACUCUACCAACACGCCGUGGAGUACUUCCUACACGCCAUCAAAUAUGAAGCACACAGUGACAAGGCGAAGGAAAGCAUACGUGGGAAGUGUAUGCAGUAUCUGGACAGAGCCGAGAAACUCAAGGACUACUUGAAGAACAAGGACAAACAGGGCAAGAAGCCAGUGAAGGAAACACAGAGCAAUGACAAAAGUGACAGUGACAGCGAGGGAGAAAAUCCAGAGAAAAAGAAACUCCAGGAGCAUCUGAUGGGUGCGAUUGUGAUGGAGAAGCCCAAUGUGAGGUGGAACGACGUGGCCGGACUGGAGGGGGCAAAAGAAGCCCUGAAGGAAGCUGUCAUUCUACCCAUCAAAUUUCCACACCUGUUCACAGGCAAGCGCACCCCAUGGAGGGGCAUUCUCCUGUUUGGGCCGCCCGGCACUGGGAAGUCUUAUCUGGCCAAAGCUGUCGCCACCGAGGCCAAUAACUCCACCUUCUUCUCCGUGUCUUCAUCGGACCUCAUGUCGAAGUGGCUCGGCGAGAGUGAGAAACUGGUGAAGAAUCUGUUUGAUCUGGCUCGCCAGCACAAGCCCUCCAUCAUCUUCAUCGAUGAGGUGGAUUCUCUCUGUGGAUCCAGAAAUGAGAAUGAAAGUGAAGCUGCUCGGAGGAUCAAGACAGAGUUCCUGGUGCAGAUGCAGGGUGUUGGUAACAGCAGUGAUGGGAUAUUAGUUCUCGGUGCUACUAACAUUCCCUGGGUCCUUGACGCUGCUAUUCGCAGGAGGUUUGAGAAGCGCAUCUACAUCCCCCUCCCCGAGGAGCCUGCGAGGUCGGCCAUGUUUCGCUUGCACCUGGGCAACACUCCUCACAGUCUGACUGAGGCAGACCUGCGGCAGCUGGCCCGCAAAACAGACGGGUACUCUGGAGCCGAUAUAAGCGUCAUAGUAAGAGAUGCUCUCAUGCAGCCGGUCAGGAAAGUGCAGUCCGCCACGCACUUCAAAAAGGUGCGAGGGCCAUCUCGCAGUAACAGCUCUCUGAUGGUGGAUGACCUCCUGACCCCGUGUUCUCCCGGUGACCCUGAGGCCAUAGAGAUGACCUGGAUGGAUGUACCAAGUGACAAACUACUGGAGCCCAUAGUAUGCAUGUCUGACAUGCAGCGCUCUUUGGCCACCACACGCCCCACCGUCAACAAAGAAGACCUGCUGAAGGUGAAGAAGUUCACAGAGGACUUUGGACAGGAGGGCUGAACCACACCACGCUUUCAGUUCUAACAUCGAUUCAUAUGUAGCCGUCCCAACUCAACCCGGACAACCACCGCAAACUGAACAGCAGGAGCAUGUGAUCUAACAUCUCUAAUCGCCCGACUCUAACAUUAAACUGAUUAAUGUGAUGUUCAGUAAUCCAGAAGCAUGAAGCUCGCUGUAAAUUGUUUUAUGUUUACAUUUACAUGAUCGAAUUUGUUGAAGCGUUCAUUUUAUGAAGUUGUUUUGCGUGUCUGCCCUUUAUUUCGAACGGGCUUCAACAUUUCAGCUCUCACUGCUGACUAUUUAUUUGAAUUUAUUCUCAAUACUUUGGAUUGUUUUGAGCUUCUUUAGUAAGCUUUAUCAGUAUCUAUUGUGUCCAGCUCAGUAUUGCAGCACUUUAAUUUAUGACCUGGGUUAGUCUCACCAAGCCUGAGUCACUUUCUGCCCUCAAUUAAAAGGAAGGAAAUGUAUUAUUAAUGCUGAUGAUUUUUAUCUCUAAUAGAAGUUUUGCUUCAUGAAAAGUGUCACAAUGCAAAAAAAAAAAAAAAAAAAAAUCUUGAUAGUACUAAAGUAGGCUUGAUCUUCUUUAUUCAUAUUGUAAGGAAAGAAAAUCAAGCCUAUUUUCCAGAUUUGUUUCGGCCCUGGAUAUGUGUUUGACAACCUCACCAUCUACAUUUCACUGUAUGUUAUUGAUAGCUGAAGAAAACCACGUUGACCUGAUAAAACAUGAC
Molecule: messenger RNA, 2221 nt
Organism: Pimephales promelas (fathead minnow)
Lineage: Eukaryota; Metazoa; Chordata; Actinopteri; Cypriniformes; Leuciscidae
Gene: vps4a
Product: vacuolar protein sorting 4 homolog A
Biological process (GO): endosomal transport; vacuole organization
Molecular function (GO): ATP hydrolysis activity; ATP binding
Source: RefSeq, a predicted model, not a curated record